Cuscuta campestris is the source of this 756-nucleotide messenger RNA. Lineage: Eukaryota; Viridiplantae; Streptophyta; Magnoliopsida; Solanales; Convolvulaceae. The record is from the annotation of a GenBank genome assembly.
AUCCUUCCGCUCAUGCUCUCUGAAAGGCGAUCUACAACCUCUUCCAUGACAACAAACCUGCACGAGCGAUGCUGGAGCUUCGCUUCCGCACAAUGGUGAAAGGCAACCAAUCCAUUACAGAGUAUUGUCGGCUUCUCAAAAACUUAUCGGAGUACCUUGAUGAUGUGGACGCCUUCGUGACCAAGCAGGCCCUCGUUCUGCAAAUGCUUCAGGGACUGCCGCAUGACAUCUGGUCUCAGAACGAUGCCCUCCACAACACUGGAUUGUCGUCCACUGCCCUCCUCAGAGCUCUGACGACGGCGCACAGCAGCACCGAUCUAGAGGCCAAAACCAGAGCGAAGAAAAUUACAGGGCACCGAAAAGGGGAGUUUGCUAUGACAAACAUGGGCGAUUUUCACUUCUUUCUCGGGAUUAAUGUUCAGCGCACCACUCAGACUCAGUUCCUUUACGACAUCCUCGAACGGGCAGUAAACCCUGUCAAGCACCAGCGUACAAAGUACAUUAAGGUCGACAUCCACUUCGUCCGCGACAGAGUAGCCCUUGGUCAGAUAAGAGUUCUUCAUGGAGAAGUGCGUGUUGUGGGCUUUAUUUGGAGAUUUUUGAGUGCAACAUACAAGGAAAAACACAAGAUCUCAAAAUGGGUAGAACCAACAUAAUAGAACUCGGGAAUGCAUGUAGUGAGAGCUUUAUUUGGAGAUUUUUGAGUCCAGGUCAAAAAAUAGGCAAGAUCUCAAAAUGGGCAGCUUUCCUUUCCUU